UGAAAUAGCAAUGGAGGAAGUGGAAAGUGUGGUAGCAUAAUGUAGUCCUCGUAUAAUUUUUGGAACUAGAAUUCAUGUUUUUUCUGACAUAAGAAUGGGCAGAGAACAAGAUUUAUUAGAUGCCGCUAGAACUGGAAAUGUGGCCGUCAUAGAGAAGUUGUUGACAAACAGAACACGCAAAUCAUCAGGAGGCGGGGGCUUGACAAGUGCUCUGGCAAGAACUAGGAAACUCAGUUUAUGGAAUUUAAAAUCUGUGAAUAUAAAUUGUACAGAUUCAAGUGGUGAAACUCCUUUACAUUUAGCUGCUUUACAUGGACACAGAGAGGUUGUGUCGAUCUUGUUACAGAGUGAAUCGAAUCCAGCAGCUGUAGAUACAAGAGGCUGUACACCACUCCACCUUGCAGCAUGGAGUGGUAACUCUGAUAUAUGUUAUAUGUUAUUAAAUCCAUCAGCACCUGCUGCAUUAUCCACUGUUAAUUUACAGAAUGGUGAUGGUGAUACACCUUUACAUUGUGCUGCUCAACAUGGACAUGCUACUACAGUGUCUAUAUUAUUACAGAAUAAAUCGGAUCCAGCCAUACGUAACCUAGGUGAUUUGACGCCAUUAGAGCUAGCAGCACAAUAUGGCCGAUUAGACGUCGUUAUUCAUCUAAUUAAAACCCAUCCGGGCCUCGUUAACCAUGUGGUACCAACACAUACCCCGUUACAUCUAGCGUCUCGUAGCGGACAUCUAGCUGUUGUCGAAUAUUUAUUAAAUUCUGGCAUCCAAGUCAAUUUAAAGACAGAUGCUGGUACAGCAUUGCAUGAAGCAGCUACCUAUUGUAAAGUUGAUGUCAUACAAUUAUUGUUAGAAAGAGGUAUUGAUGUUAAUAUAAGAGACAAGUCAUCUUUAUCUGCUGAAGAUAUCCUGAAAACAUUACCAUCACAGAAAGCUUAUCAAGCUCAACAACUUAUAGAGAAUUACCAUUCUAAUCAUCUUAGUGCUUUCAAUACAGUCCAUACACCUGAUUCUGAUACUGCUUUCUCGGGUACUGAGACACCAGAGUCAUCUCCCCUGAAAAAACCAACACCCCAACCGCCAAAAUCUAUAGAAGAACUAUAUUCCAAGCCUUUCAAAGAUAAAGAACACAUCAAAGAAGUAGAGUUCGAAGACAGGUCUUCCGGGGUAGAAUCACCUCCACCACCCCCUCUACCACCUCGUAUGCCCUCACUGAAAUCUUCCAACAAGAACAAUACACAGAUAUCUGUUUCAUCCAGUAACGACAGUUGUUUUGAAGCUAAUCCACCUCAAGAUGCACCGUUACCGGUACCUCAAGUUCCCAAAUCUGCAUAUAUUCCAAUGGGUGCAAUCUUUCCUGAUGCCACUCCUGGUGUCAAAUUGGAACAUCCAAAGAAGCCUCCAAGAACGAGGAAGCAACCGAGUCCAAAUCCUGAUAGUAUUAGUACUAAAUCUCAUUCUUCAUCCGUUAAAUCAGACGAACUCUCCGUUUCUACCACAGAUUCUUUAGAGAGAAGUGUCGACUCGGACAUGAAGAGAAAUUCUUCAAAUUAUGUGUUUAUGGAAGGAAUUUCUUUUGAAAAAACUGACGCAAAUGCUGAAAGUGAUUCUGUGUAUGUCAAUUCAGCGGAAAUCAUAACAGCUGCAACGAAAGAAAAAUUAACGAAUGAUUUAAGUGCUGAACCGACCAAUGAAAUGAGUGCUGUAGAAAACUCCCGAAAACAUUUCCCAAAUUAUUGUAAUGUUGUUAUCGGAGGACCUGGACAGGUGGAAAUUGAAAUGGCUGAAGACAAAACUUUAGAUGAUGAAUCUGAAGUAGAAACCAAUACCUCAACUGACCCUCAAACUAAUACAAGCAAUGAAGAUACAACUGACCCUCACACUAAUACAAGCAAUGAAGAUACAACUGACCCUCACACUAAUACAAGCAAUGAAGAUACAACUGACCCACAAACUAAUACAAGCAAUGAAGAUACAACUGACCCACAAACUAAUACAAGCAAUGAUGAUACAACUGUGAUAAACGAGGAUUCGAGUCAAUCUAACGGUGAUAGAACCACUAAACCCUUAACGUUAGAUUUAUGUAAUAAACGAACCAGUUCUGUUGGUGAAGAUGCACCAGUCUCACCUACAGGUUAUGUACAACCUCCUACACCAGACCAACCACCUCCAUCUCCUAGCACAGCUUUACAUGGUAUACAUCAAAAACUUAAUCCACAGGACAAACGGAAAUCAAAAGACAUGGAAACACUUACAGAUGCCAUCUUGUUGAAUCCUGGAGGACUGUCGGAUAUCCCUGAACUAUUUCCUGGCAACAAUGCCAAAUUACCAAAUAUGGAGAAACUUGACAAUGAAGAAACAUUACCUAGUGAUAAUUUACAAACUGUAGAUAAAACAACCAGUGAUGGAAAAGUUGUUAGUGAUAAUAUGAAGAGCUCUAUAUCAAGUGAGAUCGCUGCAGGAAUAAGGGGAGAUAAUUCUAUUCAACCUAAAAUGAGAAAGACAAGUUCUAGUUCAACAAGUACUGGCGGUAGUGUCAGUGAUAGUGAAGUGGAACUCAAUAUUUUUGCAGGUUUAUUGAGAGGUUCAGCUCCAGGUGGAUCUCGUAAUGUUGUGUCGCAGAUCUGUGAAAAUGUAGUUGUCAAACGGAUUAAAUCAAAUCGACGAUCAGCACCAUCUUCUUUCUUUACUUUCGACCCAUUGAUGGAGAAGGAGGAAGAAAAAGAAAUUGACACAGAGGAAGUGAUUGCCGCCAUUGAUGCCAUAACAACAGAAGCAAAACAUCCAGCCAAUCAGAAACCAUGUAGUAAGAGUGAUGAUGCUGUCUUUGACGAUGCUGAAGAGUGGAAUAAGAUCGAAGAAAUUGUCAGCAGUUAUGGCGGCCGAUUUAGCCUUCAUGGCGAUUACGGCAUAUUUGAGGCUCAUAUGGACAAACUCUUGUCCGUGAAAGGUUCUAACAGUAUACAUAGUGUAGGAGAAUGGUUGGAGAUAAUUGGAUUAGAACAAUAUGAAAAUACGCUGAUAGCAAAUGGCUUUGAUGAUACCGAUUUCUUGGGUAAUUCUAUAUUAGAAGAUAGUGAAUUGGAAUCAAUUGGUAUCAAAGUUGUCGAACACAGGAAAAAAAUCCUUGAUUCUGCAAAAUUAUUACCAUCUCUUCAACCUAUAGAUCAGAAUAAUUUACCAGCAUCAGUAGAAGAAUGGUUAAAAACAAUCCAAUUAGAGGAUUAUUGGGAUACGUUUAAAUCUCACGGCUAUGAUUCCAUGGAAAGAGUUGUUAAAUUAUGGGAGCUGGAACUCUCUACAGUAUUAGAUAUUUCAUCUGUUGGACAUAGACGACGUAUAUUAGCAUCACUCGGUGAUCGACCAUUACCUGAUAUUAAAGAAACAAAUAACCAGACACCUACCUUAAUCAUUGACCCUGGUGAUGAAGUGAGUUCACCGUUUGAACAUAUAGAUUUAUAUAAAGAUUAUACAGGGGUACGAUCUCGACUUUCUGAUGAAUCAGAUGAACCUCCUCAAAAUCCUUUACUUAUGAUGGAUGGUCAGGAAAGCGAUGACAGUGGAAAACAGGGUCAAAGUAUCAAGGAUAGCACAAUACAUAUUCGACCUCCGCAUUUAGCUCAUACUACCGGCUCAAUACGACAAUGGCGACAUCGACCAGAAGUAUUAAUUAAAGGAUGUUGUAAUUAUACCUCACAGUAUCUUGGUUCAACCCUUGUAAAAGAGCUCAAUGGGCCUGAAUCAACUCAGGAAGGGAUAGCUAAAUUAAAGCAAAGAUUACGAAGGAAAUUAAAGAAAUCCACGGAUGUUAUUGCUAAGAUUCCAACUAUAAUGUUAUCCAUAUCAUACAGAGGAGUAAAAUUUAUAGAUGCUAAGUCUAAGAAAGUUAUCUGUGAUCAUGAAAUAGCUAAUAUUUUCUGUGCCUGUCAGGAUUCCGAGCACAUGAAUUUCUUUGCCUAUAUAACGAAAGACCGAGAAACGGCUAAACAUUAUUGUCACGUAUUCAGUGUGCGGAGUCGAGAAUUGGCCGGGGAAAUUAUACUGACUUUAGGAGAAGCGUUUGAAAUUGCCUAUCAAAUGGCGCUGAAAGAAAAAGCUGAAGAAGAUGCAUUUGAAUUUGAACUAAAAUUAAGCCAAAGUGACCUAGAUGAUUCAACGAGUAUAUCUUCUAAAGCCUCAAUAAGCACCGUCUGAUUUACAGAUCGAGAUACUGGUUUCUUCACCAAAUGUAAUUUGAACAAAAUGCAAAAUGGCUGACUACAUGUUCUUCACUGCUGAGUAUAACUGUAAUGGAGUGUGAAGUAUUGUGGUUGCUAUUAUUAUGUUGAGUUCAUUAAUAAUUGAAAAUUUUAAUGGUUUAUUAAUUCAACCGCUCAAAACAAUCGUUGUUUUAUUAUAUAUUUAGUUAUUAUUUUCAAUUUGUUAAAACCUCAUGACUUACUUGAACUUUUUAUUGAGAAAUUUUAAUCAAAUUUCAUAGACAAUGAUAAUGUGUGCGUAUUUGGCACUUUUAAUCAAAAUGAAAUUUAGAUAACAUUUCAGAAAAUAUAUUUUUAUAGCUUAGAAUUUUAUUUAUUCAAUUAAUACAGAUUUCAGUCUGUUUUAUUCUCUUGUGUCAUGAAUUAUAGAAUGUCGUGAUUGAUCCAUUUUAGACUUCUUAUCCAUUUCAAAACCUUAAAUAGAAUCAGUGUCAGAUUUAGAUGAAGAGAGAUCCUAGGUUAUUGCACUUAUGAGGCCCCUCCCUAUCCCCCAUCCGAACGACUAGAGGAAGAUGACAAUUUGAUUAAAACACAGAUCCUAUUUCGUUUCGUUUUUAUAGUUCAAAAUUUCGUUUUGAUUGACGUGUUCUGAAUGAUGUGAGCUAUUGGCCAAUGAAAAGGUCCAGUACAGCGAGCUUUAGGCGUGUUUUUCACGGAACUGUGGGUAAUCCACUAGCAACAUCAAUGCUGAUUGUUUAAUCAAAUGUCUGACGUCAUAGGGUCAAAAGCCGCUCGUAUGACCUCUGACACGACCUAUUGCUACAAUCGGUCAGAUCUUCAUGUAGUGAAGGCCAUCGAAAGUGGAAAAAAAAAGAAACGAAAUAUACAUCUGUAUUUUAAUCAGAUUGGGAAGAUAACGGAUGUUAAAACUACAGGCUUAUGACAGUGUCAAAAAUAGUAUACACCUUGGCCGAAAGCCCCCCUUGAUCUUGAUGCCCUAGGCUUCAGCCGGCAAUGCCUAAAGGUAAAUCCUGCAUUGAAUAAAUUCUUUCUUGUGUGUUUUGUUGAGGACAAUAUGGUCUCUCCAUUGGGUUGAUGUUGCUAAUGUCAUUUGUUUUUGUUUUUAUGAAUAAUAAAUAAAUUGGGGUGUAAUUGAUUGGUUUGGUAUUUAGAAAAAAACAUCCCAAUGGAGAUUAUAGACUUAUAUAAUGUUGUUGGUGGGCAGAGGUCAAAUAGACCUGCAGUCCUCAUUUUAAUUAUUCAUCUAAUCAAAAAUAAGUGAAAAUUACCACGAAUCUGUGAAUCAUGGAAAGAGUAUAGCCCUGCUUAACAGUAAACUCGAAAAGUUGUGUUUUAAUAGACUUCUGUUUUCACUCCAGUCUAGUGUACUUUUGUUAAGUGGGGACUAUAUAUACACUGUUUACGUAUUUUUAUGUUCCAGUAGUAACUCGGAUUGAAUCGGUUUGUCCAACCAUUUUAUACCCUAUCAGCAGACUGUUUCUGUUCCUUACUUUAAGGAGCCACAGUGACUCAGUGAGUAAGAUGCUGUUUCACUAACCAGGAGAUCUACUCUCAGGAUCGAUCCUGGGGUUGGCAGAGAAAUUAUCCCAGGAUUUUCAAGUGUUGUUUGCCCUUGUCAGUGGUGCCAGAUGGAGGACCUGUCUAGUUGUAUGGAUGGGGCUAAAACAAGGUCCCAUGUGCAAGUUGGCAUGAAUGUUAAAGAACCCUUGACAAUUGGAAAUCGAAAUAAGAGUAAUGCCGCUGCCUGGGCAAAAUUUCCCUCAUAGCACACUACAUGGUGUAUGCUGUUUCAUUAGCCUGGAUGGUGCAAAAAAGUUUCCCUCAUAGCACACUGCAUGGUGUAUGCUGUCCCAUUAUCCUGGGUGGUGCAAAAAAGUUUCCCUCAUUGCAUACUGCAUGGUGUAUGCUGUCCCAUUAGCCUGCAUGGUGUAUGCUGUCCCAUUAGCCUGGAUGGUGCAAAAAACUGAGGAUGUUAAACCCCAUUUCCUUUCCUUUAUAUCAAUCAAUUAGCUUGGUAAACAAUGGUAUGUAAGUUCUACGUUUUAGAUGAUUUUUUUUCUCGUUUCCAGCGUUAAAAGAAAUGUUUGAGAAUAGUAUGGUUGAUCAUGUUCUUAAUAUAAUCAUGUUAAAAUGAAUUUGUGUAAAAGACAAUGCGUGCAAUAUGUUAUAACAAUUCCCUUUUUUAUAUCAAAUUUUCAAUUACCUUUUAGUAAUCUGAGUAAUUUGUACAAAAAUAAAGCAAAUAUUUGUUUUUUUUGUUUAGCUUUGCUUUGCCUAUUUAAUUUAUUAAGAGUUAUGUAUAUAUAAUUUGUAAGAUAAGUAAUAUGUAUAUUUUUUGUAUUAUGUAGAGAAAUGUAAAUAAUACAGGUUCUUCUCAAUACUGAUCAAUCACCGUUCUUUUCAUCAUUGGAUUUUGUCAAGUAGUCAGAGAGAGAGAGAGAGAGAGAGAGAGAGAGAGAGAAAUGGGGUUUAACGUCCACUCGACACAAACUAGGUCAUUUUGGGACUAACAUAUGGUUUAAUUUUUUUUUCAAUAAUUUGCUUGCACGUACGGGUUUUUAGCAGUGGGAUUAAACCGGAGUACCCGGCUAUCCAACCCCCCUGUCAAGUAGGCAGGCCUGGAAAUAGUUGUACCUAACAAAAUUUCAGACACUUAUAAACUAGUACCUGAUAAUAUUAAAAAAGAAAAAAAAAUUGGGGAGGGGGAGUCAUUUGACAUGGUUUCAAAUGCCCACAUGUAUGUGACAAGGAGUAGGGUCACCUGUCCAACCUUGUGGGUUUUCUCUGGGUCCUCCCACUGCUAAAGACCCCUACGUGCAAGCGAAUUAUUGAAUUAAACCAUGUGUUAGUCCCAAAAUGACCUAGCUUGUGUCAAGUGGUGGUUAAGCCCCAUUUCUCUCUCUGUAUAAAUAAGACAAAGGGCGAGCUUAAUAUUGAAAUAAAAUUGAACUAUGUGUUAGUCCCAACAUGACCUAGUUUGUGUGGAGUGGACAUUAAACCCCAAUUCUCUCUCUCUCUCGCUUUAAAUUUAUGCUGGACAUGUGUUAAAAAUGUCAACAAAAACACUGCUCCAUGACAAAUCUGUAUCAUACAAAAUGACAUCCACAAGAGAGAUUGUUUCAAUUUCAAGAUUUGUUUCAAUUUAACUCUACUGUAGUUCCUUAAUCACUAUUAUGAAACCAACUUAUAUCACAUACAAACAGUAAAGAGUUAAGUAAACAAUCUCUCUUAUGUCAAUUGAACACCUGAUACGACUACUAUGUUGGGGCCGAUUCCUGCUAACAUAUGCUGCUAUUUUACUGUUAAUUGUAGAUAUUAUAAGGGAUUAUCAGUACUGAGAAAUUCCUGGAAACAAGAGUCACACAAGUGGACAAAUCCUGCCAAACAUCUUAAAGGAGAAAUCCUGUGGGUUAAUAGGAGGUUGGAUGGCCGAAUGGUUAGCAUGUGCGCGUUGUAUCAUGAGGUCUGUUAUUGAGUCAACUAGCAUGGUUUUGAUUCCUCGGUUGUACGUGACAAGGAGUAGCGUUGCCUGUCCAACCUCAUAGUUUUUCUCUGGGUUCCUCCCACUGCUAAAGACCGCUACACGCAAGCGAAUUAUUGAAAUAAAACCGAACCAUGUGUUGCUUCCGAAAUGACGAUUGGAUUUAGUCCACUAUGGUGACUCAACCCAAACCAAGAACAAAUAUAUAGAAACAUGUAUAUGCAAUCAAACAUUGCUACGCUUAAUGGCAAUAUUAAUGUUAUAAUAUUUUAUCAUUUCUUUAAUAAGGGCAUGUACUUACUUACAAUUAUUUUAACUGGUUUUAUAAGAUUUUAAUUGUUUUCAUAAUCAUUUUAUUGUUCAUUGUUAAGACUUAGUUCAGAGUUCCUUAACUAGUUGGAUUAAUCAAUUCCUAUUUGUUUAUAAAGUGUUCUGUAGGAUUAACAUUGAUUAACCAUUUUGACUCCCUAAAAAGAUUAGAGAAAAGUUAUGUAGCUCAUAUUGAAACCCGUUUGUAACUACUGCUCACCUAGACCGCCUCCUACUACCCAAGUCACAGAAAUAUUAGCUGGUAGUUUAACGUUUGCUUCCACACUAGUGAUGUCACAGACAAGAGUCACGAAGCUAGUAUACUGCCGUUAUAACUUGUUCAUAGGUAUUCACAUGACUUGGGUAGUUUAGGGUAGUCCAAGUGGCGAAGGGUUCAAUUUAAAUAGCACCUCAUAUAACUGACUGAAAAGAUUUCAUCAAUGUUGAUGCCCUUGUACAAGAUACUAUCAUUCCAUAAUAUCAGAAAGGUUAAAGUUCUCUGUAUGUUUCAUCUCCAUCGGGAAAUUUCUCUGUAUGGUUCUAAGUCAUCCAGUUAGUUCUGGGGGUAUGUGUCACAUUCAUCCAGCUAGUUCUGGGGGUAUGUGUCACAUUCAUCCAGCUACUUCUGGGAGUAUGUCACACGUUCAUCCAGCUAGUUCUGGGGGUAUGUCACACGUUCAUCCAGCUAGUUCUGGGGGUAUGUGUCACAUUCAUCCAGCUACUUCUGGGAGUAUGUCACAUGUUCAUCCAGCUAGUUCUAGGAGUAUGUCACACGUUCAUCCAGCUAGUUCUGGGGGUAUUGUCAUGUUCAUCCAGCUAGUUCUGGCGGUAUUUUUCAUGUUCAUCCAGCUAGUUCUGGGAGUAUGUCACAUGUUCAUCCACGUGCUGGACAUAUAUUAUAAAUAUCAAUAAAAACAUUGAUAAAAGACAAAUCGGUGCCGGACAAGAUGACAGGCGCCAGAGGAAUUAUGUCUGACAAAUCCUGAAUUUGACUCUUACAUUGUCUGUGACAGGUGCCUUAUUUCCAGGCUUGUGUAGUGGAGAAAUCUGGAAUGUUGAGCAUACUAACUUUAAAUGUACCAAAUCAUAUUGUGACCAUUAUUCCAUAUAUAAAUACACAAUCAUGGCAUCGCUAGUUAUUCUUGAUCUCAUUUUCAAGUGUCUUCACGUGACAAGGAGUAGGGUCGCCUGUCCAACCUCGUGGGUUUUCUCCGGGUCCUCCGGUUUCCUCCCACAGCUAAAGACCCCUAUGCGCAAGCGAAUUAUUGAAAUAAAAUUAAACCAUAUGUUAGUCCCGAAAUGACCUAGUUUGAGUCGAGUGGAUGUUAAACCCUAUUUCUCUCUCUCUCUCACAUAAUAACAAAAAAAAAAAUCAAAUUUCUUAGUUGAGUUUCUCAAAUCUUCUGGGAGCAAGAAUUGUAGAUAAAUAUUCAUCAAUUAUAUUAUUAAAACUCUAUAAAUAUCUGAUUAUCUCAUAAAUCUGCAUUUGUAAAGUUUGUGUUAUUUUUAUCAGGUAUGAAUUUGUGAUGGACGGACAUUUCAGCUAUGGAUGCUAAUGUUUCGGCCAACUUCAGCAUCAUUGUUUUACUUUGUUGACAUUUGGCCGAAAAUCCUAAAUAUCAUUUUCUCAUAAUCAAAACUUCUGUGGCCAUUUUGUUGACAUUUGGUCGAAGAGUCCUAAUGAGCAUUUUCUCAUCGAAACUUCUGUGGUCAUUUUGUUGUGAUUUGGGCAAAAUGUCCUAAUGAGCAUUUUCAAAACUUGAAAUGUCUAUCGUCAAAUUGUCCUUGCCGAAAAUGUCCUAAAUUGGUAUUCCUAACAAGCACCUUGAUCUACUUAUUAGGAAGGCAAGAAUUAAGAUUGACUUUUCUUCUUUCUUUUUUUUAUUGAUUGUUUUAUUCAACGUUUAGCAUUUUAAUUUCCUUUUAUUUGUGUAAAGAAUUUGUUUUAUUUGAACAAUAAAUGUAUGUCAUGUUCUGGUAGGACUUUUCUAUCACGCUGUAUAUAAUUAGCUUUUAUCAAAAUGUUUGUCUGGGGUUUUUUUUUUUUUGUCAUGAAAUACGAUUUGGAAUCAAAUAUUUUUACAAGUUAAGAAAGAAAGUGCUCUUGUUUUUUUUUGUUAUUAAUUUUAGAUGAUAAUAUACUACGAAUGAGAUUGAGUACGGAGCUGUUAUGCUAGAGUUUUAUGUAGCUUACCGUGUAUAUACAAUGACCUGUAUCAUCUAAUUCAAAUUUCUAUAUAGUAUAUAAAUAAAUUAAUCACUUAGUUAA
Patella vulgata (common limpet) is the source of this 10277-nucleotide messenger RNA. RefSeq names its product ankyrin repeat and SAM domain-containing protein 1A. The transcript has 28 exons. Lineage: Eukaryota; Metazoa; Mollusca; Gastropoda; Patellidae. The record is from RefSeq and is a predicted model, not a curated record. Bases 95 to 4192 code for a protein of 1365 amino acids. Gene Ontology annotation, molecular function: protein binding. Gene Ontology annotation, cellular component: cytosol.